Messenger RNA from Trypanosoma theileri, 939 nucleotides. RefSeq names its product surface protease GP63. The record is from RefSeq and is a predicted model, not a curated record. Gene Ontology annotation, cellular component: membrane. Bases 1 to 939 code for a protein of 312 amino acids. Gene Ontology annotation, biological process: proteolysis; cell adhesion. Lineage: Eukaryota; Euglenozoa; Kinetoplastea; Trypanosomatida; Trypanosomatidae. Gene Ontology annotation, molecular function: metalloendopeptidase activity. The transcript has a single exon.
AUGAGUUGGGGGAAUCAAUCUAUAUGUGAUUUACUUGAAGUUGAAAGUGGUCAAAAACUGAUUGAUUAUUUCGCUUUGUUUUGGAAGGGAAAUGAUAAGGUGAUCCUACAGUGCACCUCUGACCGUUUUGCCCUUGGCAUUCGCUCGAAGACUGACCUUAAUGAUUCUCCUGAGGGAUACGAAUAUGUUCAGAACGGAACGAAGGAAGCGAAUGACUUGAUGGAUAAUGUUUCAUUCAUCAGACCCUUGAAGGGUACAGCCUGUGAGGAUGGUAAUGAGAGUUUGAUGCCUGGCAGUCUUUUCGGACGAGAUUCACGGUGUUUGAAUGUGAAAGAACCGGCGGAGUUCAAGGAGAAUAAAGGGGAUACAGGAAGUGGAGUGAAGGUUUAUGGCAUUUGUGCAAAAGUGAAGUGUGAGAGUGGUAAUAAGGUGAGUGUACUACUAAAAGGUGAGAAUGAGAAGGAGAGUUGGCAUGAUUGCAGCGAUGGCAAGAAAACUUUUGAUGUUGUGGCUGGUUCAGUGUUCAUUGGUGGAAAAAUUGAGUGCCCCAAAUACGAAGAAGUGUGCAUUGGGUUGCUGGAAGAUGAACCUCCUACCGACAUUAAGUUUUACGAUGGCAACAAAGUUACUAACGGGUACGAAGGUGAUGUGAUUAUUGUGAAGGAAGAAAAAGAGGAAGGAAAUGAUCAGAACAGCAGUUCGGCUUCUGCGGGUUCAGUGGGCAGCAGUGGAAGUCAUGAUACUGCUGCUGCUGCUGCUACUACUACUUCUCAAUCCUCAUCUAAUCCCAAUGGGACAAACUUAACUGAGGGCCAAAUGAAAGAAAAACCAAAUCAUACGAAUGAUGCGAGACGUCCUGACAGCAGCAUCAUGGUCAUCUCCUACAUGGCCCCUCUUGCACUUCUUAUGUGUGUUGUUGGUUUUGUGAUGGUUCCAUGA